AGGGAUGUUCCGGUACUUCAUGGUGGAUAUAAAAGGCAAAAGACACUUUAGACACACUGCAAACUAUCUUGGGUAGUACUCAAGUUCAGAGGCACUUGGUAGUAAUCAACAAUCUUGGUAGUAAUCAACUUGCAGUCAUGUCGGCAAUGCGGAGCAGCCCAGGAGGUAAACCUCACUUCGGCCCAUGGCUUAUAGAGCAGGUGAAAAGCCGCCAAUAUGAGGGAUUGUACAUGAUCGACAAUGAUACUUUUCGGAUACCCUGGAAACACAAUGGACGUAGAAACCUAGAGGAUGAGGACGUCAAAAUAUUUAAGGAAUGGGCUGUAGUUAGUGGUAAAAUCCAGGAGUACCCUCACGACAAAGCAAAAUGGAAGACGAAUUUCCGUUGUGCACUUAAUAGCCUGAAAAACCUCCAGAUUGUAUAUGACCACUCCAAAGACCAGGAUGAUCCUCACAAAAUUGUCCGCAUCAUACGUACUCAGAAUCACCAAGUGACCCAGAACGUCGAGCCGAAUGUGCCAAUCAUUCCACAGGUGUACAAUACAACUGACAUGUCUCAAGAUAUGGAGCAAGACUUGCUUAACCAGAUGGAUACUAUAGAUCUGAAUCCACAAUAUCCAGAGCCCCAACCAUGGGAGACCUCCCAACAAAACAUACAGCCUGGCAUGAGCUACAACGGAUCCCCCGACUCAGGUGUGCAGGACCUUUGGAAUAACACGCCACCCCCUGUUCAGCAACCACAACCUAUAGAGAGCCCCACCAUCUUUUCUCUCUACGACCUGGAGAUCACUAUUAGCUACAGAAAAACAGAGGUUUUCAAAGAAAGCCUGAAUUCACAAUUGGUACACUUUCACUACCAGUGUGAACCCACUGAGCUGAAGGGAUUCCCCUUACGCUUCCCGUCCACCGAGAAUCUGGUCGACCGCGUACAGAUCAAAUACACUGAAAAAAUCCUAGAGAGCAUUCAGAGAGGCCUGCAACUGGAAAUCACACCGAAUGGCGUUUACGGCUUCCGUCAGGACAGAUGUAAAGUCUUCGUCAGCACCAGUGAGCCCUCGGAGAUCCAAAACCCAGAACCCAGGAAACUUCACCAGAACUUCAAAGAGGAACUGUUCAGCUUCGAGAAGUACAUAAGAGAUCUAAGGGAUUUCGCAGAAAAUAAACGAGGGUCUCCGGAUUAUACAAUCUACCUUUGCUUCGGGGAGAAACUGCCGGAUGAAAAACCACUGAAUAAGAAACUUAUCAUUGUCAAAGUUGUACCGCUGAUAUGCCGUGAACUUCACAUGAGGGCUCAGAACAACGGAGCGUCAUCUCUUCUGAAUGAAAAUGUUAGCUUGCAAAUAUCUCAUAACAGCCUUUUUGACCUUAUAAGUUCUUUGGGUCUGCCUUCGGCGGAUUGGAAUGCACCCUAAAUCUUGACAAUGUUUUUUUUUUAGAAAUAUGCAGGGGUGUAACCCCCCCACCCAUAUUUAUUCAGUAAUGAAUGAAAACAUGUACAGUUGACACUUCAGCCACACAUCUUUGUAUAUAUGUAUGUAUAGUAUAUAGUAUAGUAUAGCAUAUUGCACUGCUAACAAAAUAAAAAGUUAGAGCACUUAUCAGCAGAAAUUUCCAUGGGGAUUUUUUUAGGUGAUUUAGUCUUAGUCUUGUAAUAGGCCAGAAGUUAUGUGAGAAAAGGCCCGGUCUUUCUGAUAUUUUUUUUUAAUCUUACUGAAACUGUAUUUUUCAAAUGAGCAGAAACUUUGUCUUUGUCAAUAUCUUUUAUUUUUAUAUCAUUUAUAUCUUCUUGUGAAGAGUCUUGCACACAUCGUCCCAAAGAGACGAAUUUGCAUUGCUUAUGAUAGUUUAUUGCUUCUUUGCACAUAUUGUAAGUUUGGUGUCAUAUUGCAAAAUAAAUGAAUCACUAUUUAAACCCAGU
Molecule: messenger RNA, 1918 nt
Organism: Paramisgurnus dabryanus
Lineage: Eukaryota; Metazoa; Chordata; Actinopteri; Cypriniformes; Cobitidae
Product: interferon regulatory factor 3-like
Biological process (GO): regulation of transcription by RNA polymerase II; immune system process
Cellular component (GO): nucleus
Molecular function (GO): DNA-binding transcription factor activity, RNA polymerase II-specific; RNA polymerase II cis-regulatory region sequence-specific DNA binding; protein binding
Source: RefSeq, a predicted model, not a curated record